CAGCAGCAGACUCAGCAGCCGCGGUGAGGGACGGACGGAUCUAUUGUUCCCUCUCUCCUCUUCUUCACUGACCCUGCGUCCGGCCCUGGAUUACCCCUCCUGGGGGAACUAACGCACCCCCCCCCACCCCCAACGCCAGCGGGGACAAAAGGAGGCACGCUUCUCUCCGUCGCUCCUAUCGCUCUUUUGCUCUCUCUCUCCGCGUCCUCUUCCCCUGCGCGGUCUCUCCACGCCACUCUUUCUCUUUCUUUUUCUCCGCGUGGGACUGCGGACCGGGCCGGCGGGAGGAGGGCGGGGGGGCAUGGCGAGGCUGCUCUGCUCUCUGUGGGGGGCGGCGCUGCUGUUUUGGGGAGCCCGGGGUGCCCUCGCUCAGCCCGGGGGGGACACCAUGCCCGCGUACCUCUGGCAGACAGAGCCCUGGGGCCGGUGCAUGGGUACGGAGUGCGGCCCGGGGGGCAGCCAGAGCCGGACGGUGUGGUGCAAGCACGCGGAGGGCUGGCCCACACUCCACACCAACUGCCCCGCAGCCGAUCGCCCGGGCAACCAGCGCGACUGCUUCCACGUGUGCGACCAGCACCGGGACCUGUACGACUGGCGCCUGGGCGAGUGGGGGCGCUGCGUGCCCGUGUCCCAGCGCGGCGGCGGGGCCGGGGUCGGGGGGGCGGGGCCGGGGCCCGCGGGGGACGGGGCCUGCGCCUGGGGCGCGGAGGGCAUCCAGACGCGGGAGGUGGGGUGCGUGCGGACCGCGGACGGGGCGGCGGCGGAGGAGGACGCCAUCUGCGAGUACUUCGAGCCCAAACCGCGGCUGGAGCAGGCCUGCCUCGUGCCCUGCCCCCGGGGCUGCGUGGUGUCCGCCUUCUCCCCCUGGUCCCCCUGCCCCGCCCCCUGCGGCGGGGGGGCGGGGCUCCAGAGCCGCGCCCGCUCCGUGCUGGCCCCGCCCCUCUUCGGCGGCGCCGCCUGCCCCGCCCUGGCGGAGUUCCGGCCGUGUGAGCCCCCGGGGGAGUGUGGGGACGGGGAGGGGGGCGGGUUCGGGCUGAGGGUGGGGCCCUGGAGCGAGUGCCAGCCCCCUCCCGCCGCCGCCCCCCCGCGCCCGGCCCGCCAAGCCCGCCAGGCCCGCCAAAGCCGCCGGCGUAAGAACAAGGAGCGGGGCCGCGAGCGGGACAAGGGGGGCGACAGGGACCCCGAAACCCGCCAGCUCAUUAAGAAGAAGAGGACCCGGAACCGGCAGAACCGGCCCGACGCCAAGCUGUGGGACCUGCAGGUGGGCCACCAGACCCGCGAGCUCACCUGCGCCCACCGCAACGCCACGCCCGCCCAGCUCAGCCUGUGCUCCCAGGAUCCCCUCCCGGAGGUGUUCCGGUCCUGUGUGGUCCCCCGGGACUGUGAGGUCAGCGAGUGGGGGGCCUGGAGCCCCUGCUCCAAGACCUGCUACGACCCCAACGGCCCCCAGGGGGAGCGCUCACGCACACGCCGCGCCCUCCGCUUCCCUGUGGGCGGGGGGGCCGAGUGCCCCGCCCUGGAGGAGGUGGAGCCCUGCACCCCCCAGGGAGAGGGGGUGCCGCCCUGCCCUGUGUACACCUGGAAGACUUCAGAGUGGACUGAGUGCCGGGUGGACUUGUUGCUAAGCCAACAGGACCGACGCCGUGGCAACCAGACCAGCCUGUGUGGGGGCGGGGUCCAGAACCGGGAGGUCUACUGUGCCCAGGGCAACAGUGACCCCGCCUCCUACCUGAACACGGCCCGGGACAAGGAAGCCUGGCGCCCCGUGGACAGCCGCCUGUGUCUGGGGCCGGUGCCCAACGCCACCCAGCUGUGCCACAUGGAGUGCCCGGUGCAGUGUGCCCUGUCUGCCUGGAACGCCUGGGGGCCCUGCACCCUGGAGAACUGCCAGGAGCCCGCCGCAGGGAAGAAGGGCUUCAAGCUGCGGAAGCGCGCCAUCGUGAACGAGCCGACGGGCGGAGCCGGCAGCUGCCCUCACCUGGCGGAGGCCGUGCCCUGUGACGAGCCCAGCUGCUACGCCUGGCUGGUGGCGGCGCUGGAGGCGUGUCUCCCUGACAACGGCAGGCCGUGCGGGCCGGGGACGCAGGUGCCGCGGGCGCAGUGCGUCGACAGCGACGGCGCUCCGGCGGAGACGCAGCUGUGCCGGGACGCGAUCCUGCCCAUCCCGGUGGCGUGCGAGGUGCCCUGCCCCAGAGACUGCGCCCUCAGCCCCUGGAGCUCUUGGUCCCCCUGCUCCCACACCUGCUCCGGCAAGACCACCGAGGGGCGCCAGGCCAGAGCCCGCGCCGUCCUGGCCUACGGAGCGGGCGACGGAGGAGCUCAGUGCCCUAACAGCAGCAGUCUGCAGGAGUCUCGCAGCUGUAACAGUCACCCCUGCACCGUGUACCACUGGCAGGCCAGCUCCUGGGGCCAGUGCAUCGAAGACUCCUCCCUCUCCUCCGUGAACUCCUCCUCCGGCUCCGCCCACGGGCCUGCCGGGGGCGUGGCCUGCUCCAUCGGCAUGCACACCCGCAAGGUCAUCUGCGUGCGGGACAGCGUGGGACAGGUGCCCCCCAAAAAGUGUCCGGAGAGCCUGCGGCCGGAGACAGUGCGGCCGUGUCUCCUACCGUGCAAACGGGACUGCGUGGCCACGCCCUACAGCGACUGGACCCCCUGCCCCUCCACCUGCCAAACAGGUAGCAGCACGAAGAAGAAGCAAAGCAGGAAACGCAUCAUCAUCCAGCUGCCGGCCAAUGGGGGACUGGACUGCCCCGAGGUUCUGUCCCAGGAGAGGGAGUGCGAGGCUCCGUCUGUGUGCCAGGGGUACAGGUGGAAGACACACAAGUGGCGGCGGUGCCAGCUGUUGCCGUGGGCGAUCAGGCAGGGCAGCCCUGGAGCACAGGAGAGCUGUGGACCAGGUCUGCAAACCCGAGCGGUGUCCUGUCGGAAGCAGGACGGGGGACAGGCCGAUAUCAGGGAGUGUCUGAAGCUGGCCCCCCCCAUGCCCCCCGUCACCCAGCCCUGCCAGCUCCCGUGCCAGGACCACUGCCAGCUCACCGCCUGGUCCAAGUUCUCCUCCUGCUCCUCCGACUGCGGGGGCGUCCGCACGCGCAAGAGGGCGCUCGUGGGUAAGAGUAAGAAGAGGGAGCAGUGCAGGAACACGCAGGCCUACCCGCUGAGCGAGACUCGCUACUGCCCGUGCGACAAGCACAGCGCCCAGCCCGUGGGCAACUGGUCCGACUGCGUGCUGCCCGAGCCCGGCCGCGUGGAGGGCAUGCUGGGCAUGAGGGUGCAGGGCGACGUCAAGGAGUGCGGCCAGGGCUACCGCUACCAGGCCAUGGCCUGCUACAACCAGGACCAGCGGCUGGUGGAGACCGCGCGGUGCAGCAGCCACGGUUAUAUUGAGGAGGCCUGUGUGAUCCCCUGCCCGUCGGACUGCAAGCUCAGUGAGUGGUCCAACUGGUCGCGCUGCAGCAAGUCCUGCGGCAGCGGUGUCAAAGUCCGGUCCAAGUGGCUCCGGGAGAAACCCUACAACGGCGGCCGACCGUGCCCCAAACUCGACCACCUCAGCCAGGUGUAUGAGGUGGUUCCGUGUGUCAGUGACUGCAGUCAGUACGUGUGGGUGGCUGAGCCCUGGAGCUCGUGGAAGGUGAGCAACGUGGACCUGAAGGAGAACUGCGGAGAGGGAGUGCAGACACGGAAAGUCCGGUGUGUGCAGAACACAGUGGAUGGUCCAGGUGACCCGGUAGAUGAUUACCUGUGCGAUCCGGAGGAGAUGCCGCUGGGAGCUCGUGAGAGCCACCUGCCCUGUCCAGAGGACUGCGUCCUGUCAGACUGGGGGUCCUGGUCCCCCUGUACCCCGCCCUGCAGCGGGAACGGGACUCGGGUGCGAACAGCGACCCCCAUACGCCUGCCGGGAGAGGGGAAACUGUGCCCCCCCUCCACCGAAACGGAGCCCUGCAACCUCAACACCAACUGCUACCACUACUCCUACAACAUCACAGACUGGAGCACCUGUCAGCUGAGCGAGAGAGCCGUGUGUGGGCGGGGCAUCAGGACGCGCAUGCUGGACUGCGUGCGCAGCGACGGCAAGUCUGUGGACCUCAAGUACUGCGAGGAGGUGAGGAGUGUGUGUGUGUGUUUGAUAGUGUGUGUGUGUGUGAUAGUGUGUGUGCAUGUGUGUGAGAUGAGUGAAUGGUCAUGCUCACACACGGUUCCCCCUGCAGGGAGAAUGUGGCGGCGGCGCUCGGUGACCCAGGCGUCCCAGGGGGACGGGAGGCCCUGCCCCGCCCAGAUGGAGCAGUGGAAGCCCUGUCCCGUCAGGCCCUGCUACAGGUGGCGCUACAGCACCUGGUCCGAGUGUGGAGCCGAGGACGCUGGCUGUGGAGAAGGAGUGCGUGUGAGGAACGUGUCGUGUGUGGUGUUUGACGGUUCCCGUGACGAUGAGGGCAGUGUGGUGGAGGAGGAGCUGUGUGGGGGAGCGGACCCCCUGCAGGAUGGAGACAACCGAGGCGCCCUGGAGGAGGCCUGCACUGUGCCCUGUCCAGGCGACUGUUACCUGGCGGAGUGGAGUGGGUGGAGCAGCUGUGAGCAGAGCUGUGUGAAAGGGGUGGAUUUGGGCCUGGGGGCGGUCCAGGUGAGGUCCCGCCCCGCCAUCGCCCAGGAGCCCCACAGCCUUCCCCAGUGUCCCCAGCAGGAGUGGGAGUCCCGCCCCUGCACAGACGGUCAGUGCUUUGAGUACACCUGGAUGGCCGCAGAGUGGAAAGGCCACGCCCGCCAGGUGUGGUGCCAGCGUUCCGACGGGCUGAACGUCACAGGCGGAUGCCCCCUGUCCAUCAAGCCCCUGUCAGACAGGUCAUGUGACCCAGCCUGCGAUAAGCCACGAUCCGUCUGCACAGAGGUCGGCGUGUGCGGGUGCGCGGAGGGCUACACGGAGGUGAUGAGCUCGGACGGGCUCCUGGAGCAGUGCACGCUCAUCCCCGUCCUAGAGAUCCCCACCGCCGGGGUCAACGAGGCCGACGUCAAGACCAUCCGCGCCGCCAGCCCCACCCAGCCCACCGGCAACCAGGCCGGCCGCGCGGGACGCACCUGGUUCCUGCAGCCGUUCGGACCAGACGGGCGGCUGAAGACGUGGGUGUACGGCGUGGCGGCGGGCGUGGUCGUGCUGCUGAUCUUCAUCAUCUCCAUGACGUACCUCGCCUGCAAAAAGCCAAAGAAGCCGCAGAGGAGGCAGAACAACCGGCUGAAGCCUCUCACUCUGGCUUACGACGGAGACGCCGACAUGUAGCCCCACCUCCGACCUCCGACCUCUGACCCCUGACGCUUGCUCAUGACAGCGAUGCAUACUUUUUUACAGUGACCUCUGUGGCCUACUCGCCCCCCUGACGCUUUGUUAGGAUGGCGACGCAGUCUUGUAGCGUGACCUCUGACCCCCUCCAACCUUUUACCCGCCACGGUGACGAGCGAUGCCCUCGGGCGGACCCGGUCGUCAUGGCAACCCAGCUCCUCCUCAGCAUCAGGACCUGCCUCGGAAACUAGAAGAGCUUGAUUUCGGGAAUUGGGGGGCUAGGGUGGGAGGCGACUGGCUUUAGCAUGGAGCAGAGACUAAUAAACAAGGUAACACACACACCUGUUCAGGUAACACACACCUGCCCAGAGCAGAUGGAGAGGCGAUGCUUUCAGCUGUCCCAUACGGCCGGCCUUCCUCCUCCUGUUUACCUCUCUCUCUCACGAGGGCCUUCCAGACCUGAAGAGGACGUGGCGCUUUGCUUCCUUCGCUUUUUCCCGCUCUUUUACUGAAGGGAGAACCUGCUUUUUUAGGGGAGAGGAGGGGCCGGCCAGGAGCCCUGUUAAAACUCCCGUUCAGGAAGUGAAACCCCUCGCCUCUGACCGCAGUGCAGGAGGCCCCUGCGUUUCCAGCGGCUCUAUAAACACCCUGGAGGAACACGCCCCCUCGGCUCCGCGUCCUGCUCCUUCACCUUCGCCGCGAUUCGCUGACCGCCGGGUUCCUCCCGCCUCUCCUGGGUGCUGCUGGGAUCGAUCGCGUCGGCCAUCUCUCUUCCCCCGGAGUCCACCAACCAAAACACUGCUCAAAGAGUGGGCGGGGCUACCGUGCUCCAUCACUGAACUGCCGGCCCAAACCAAUCGUACAUGUUUGUAAUGGCGGACCGUGUUUUUGAUUGGUUCACGGGAGCUCGGUGAUUGACAGGGCAUGGUAGCUCCACCCACUCUGGGUCUGUGACUCCUCCCUCCCUCGUCACAUGACGGUUAGCGCUGAAGAUCUCCUGCUAAAGACGCUCUUCCUUCUGCCCCCUCUAAGGCAGGGCUUUGCACUAUAUUAGUGUGAGCAUGUUACGUAUUUAUAUCUAUAUCUAUUUAUAUUGUAUUUCCAUAGCAACUGACCCUUGGAAUCAGGAUGAAAGUAAAGUUUUGUCCUCGAAAAUAAA
Messenger RNA from Anguilla rostrata (American eel), 6425 nucleotides. Its product is annotated as thrombospondin type-1 domain-containing protein 7A-like. The record is from RefSeq and is a predicted model, not a curated record. The transcript is spliced from 27 exons. The coding region runs from base 302 to 5266 and encodes 1654 amino acids. Gene Ontology annotation, cellular component: plasma membrane. Gene Ontology annotation, biological process: actin cytoskeleton organization. Lineage: Eukaryota; Metazoa; Chordata; Actinopteri; Anguilliformes; Anguillidae.